Penicillium soppii is the source of this 1632-nucleotide messenger RNA. Its product is annotated as putative MFS transporter. The transcript is spliced from 8 exons. Gene Ontology annotation, molecular function: transmembrane transporter activity. The record is from RefSeq and is a predicted model, not a curated record. Bases 1 to 1632 code for a protein of 543 amino acids. NCBI's taxonomy places the organism in Eukaryota, Fungi, Ascomycota, Eurotiomycetes, Eurotiales, Aspergillaceae. Gene Ontology annotation, biological process: transmembrane transport.
AUGGAGAUGAACUACGAUGAAGGGACUCUUCGUCAGAUCGAGCAGGAGCUCGGAACAGUGAUCUACCCAGGCACAGAGAUCAUGGCCGAUGUAGGCUCCCACCAUUUCGUGAAAUCGUCCUCGAAAUCCGAUCGAGUCUUGGUCCCUCAGCCAUCGCAAGACCCGCAUGAUCCUUUGAAUUGGAGCCGGUUUUGGAAGAUGAGCGCCAUGACAAUUUCAACUUUGACAUCCUUCAGUCAAGGUCUCGGUCCUUUGGCGUUGGCACCUAUGUUUCCGCAACUGAUGAAGGCUUUCCAGUCGGAUUUGGCUGCCGUGGUGCAAUUCACAGGCGUGUGCAUCUUGGUUCUAGGGUUCAGUAACUUCUUCUGGAUACCCAUUCAGACCUCUUAUGGACGCCGACCCGUCCUGAUCUUCUCGACGUUGAUUUGUUUAGUCAGUAAUAUCUGGCGAGCGAAAGCAACCAGUUAUGGAAGCUACAUGGGGGCCUGCGUGCUUAAUGGAUUCGGCGCUGGUCCGGCAGAGACAUCCCAGCCGGAGAUCAUUGCAGACAUCAUGUUCCUGCAUGAGCGCGGUGCUUAUAACACAAUGUAUUUCACUGCCUACUUUGGGGCUCUCAUGGUCGGCCCAAUCAUCGCCGGUCCAAUGGCUGAGCACAGUGGGUGGCGGAGCUUCUUUUGGUUGAACGUUGGCAUUCUCGGAUUAGUCCUCGUGCUCCAGAUAUUCCUCUUCCCUGAAACAAAGUGGCAUCGCGUCCAUCCGGAUGAGCUUGUCGGGGCCGAAACUUGCAGGCCGGCUAGCAAUGACUCUGAGAUAGAGAAGCCGGUUGAAUUCGCACAGCAAGAGAUUGCGGAAAAUGGCGAGCGCGAUCCUUAUCUGCACAAGGGCAUCCCCUCAAAGAAGCAAUUCCUGCUUUGGCAGCUCGAUGGAAGCAGUAUCAAGACCGUGCUUCUCAGUUUCUAUAUUCCCUGGAAACUGCUGACCUUUCCCAUUGUCGAGCUGGCUGCUUUCGUCGUGUCAUGGUCAGCCAGUUGUUUCCUCACCUUGAAUCUCACGCAGAGCCAGGCAUUUGCAGAACCGCCGUACAAUUUCAACAGCCAGACGAUUGGCUUUUUCAAUUUCGCGAUUCUCAUCGGAGCUUUUAUCGGACUGGCUACUAAUGGUCUGCUGUCGGAUUGGGUCUCCAUGAAAGCCACUCGGAAGAAUCGCGGGAUUCGAGAACCGGAAAUGCGUCUGCCGGCGAUGAUUCCCUAUGUUAUCAUUUCAAUCAUUGGCAAUUUUAUCGUUGCGUUCGGGUAUCAGUACAAAUGGGAUUGGAAGAUUAUUGUGAUCAUCGGAUACACUGCAGCUGGAAUCCAGGUCGCUGCUCUUCCGGCGAUUACUAGUACCUAUGCAGUUGACAGCUAUAAGCCCGUGGCAGGCUCAAUCAUGGUAUCCAUCACUGUCAACAAAAAUCUUUGGGGCUAUGGCUUCAGCAAGUUUAUCACUCCAUGGGUAGAACAAAGCGGGUUUGUCAAACCUAUCAUGUUGAACAUGACCUUGGCAACAUUGUGGUGCCUCUGCGCCAUCCCCUUCUACUUCUAUGGCAAGAAGUUCAGAGGAUGGACCGCCAAGUCUUCUGUGCAUAAGAUGUAG